AAGCCCAAAAUCUACAAAAGGUUUAUUUACAUUUGACAUUGAUGUUAAUGUACCCAAUGAAGAUACCAACAUACCAGAUGCUAAAUGCAAUAUUGAGGAAAGCCAGAAAGUCUGUGAUCCUUUAUCAGACAAUACAAAAGAGCCAACAUCUCCCACUUUUAAAUUGGGUGCAGGCUUAGAAGUACCUCAAAGUGAUGUAGAAACAAAACCUGAAGAAACAGCAGUUGGAGAUGUUGGAAUAACAGAUGUUAAAACAGAUUUUGGUGAAAUAGAAUCUCCUGAUUUCAAACUUGGGGCAAGUCUUGGUAUGUCUCCAGAGGAAGACACAACCACACCAGUUUCUGAAGACAUUGUUGAAUCUCAACCAGAAAUUGAAUCACCAUCAUCUGGAGAAGUGUCUCCCAGUAUGAUAACUAGUGUCAGUGUCAAAAUACGCAAAUUCUUCAGUAGUGAUCAGCCAGAAGCAGAUUUAAAACCCAUCAAACGAAAAAAAAUUUCAGAUGAUGUUGCAAAAAAUGAAUUAGAGUCUGGUGAGAAGUCAUCUGAGCAUGAACUUGGUGAUGCUUUGGAAACACCUAGUAUUGGUAUGGUACUACCAAAUGAAGUUGAGCCUUUAAAGGGAGAAAUAAAAUUUGAAUCACCUGAUAUACCAGAUCUUCCAGACACAUCCAUUGAAGCGUCGUUGCCAGAUGUAGAAGAUUCUCCUAGCAUAAAAUUAGGUGGAGCUUUGGAUAUACCUGCCGAUGAUGUAGUUACACCAGAUCUUGGCAAUUCUGUUGAAGCAGAUCCAAACAAUGAGACAGUUACAGUUGCUGAACUACCAGAUUUUAAAACAUAUUCUGACAUUAGGAACCAAUCCCCUGACUUUAAACUUGGGACAAGUCUUGAUAUGUGUCCAGAAGAGAACUUGACAAAACCAGAUUCUGAAAACUUAGAUGAUUCUCAACCAGAAAUUGAAUCAUCAUCAUCUGGAGAAGAGUCUCCUGGUUUAAUACGAAGUUUCAGUAUCAAGUUAAAUCGAUUUUUCAAAGGUGAUCCCGCUAAUCAAAAUGCCAAUAAGGACUUGGAUCCAACUGAACAAGAGGGAAUUCCAGAUGAUGUUGCAAAAACUGAGUUAGAUUCUAGUGAUCAAUCGCCUGAACAUAAACUCGGUGGUGCUUUGGAAACACCUGGUAUAGGUAUGGUACUACCAGCUGAAGCUGAGCCCAUAAAGGAAGACGUAGAACUUGAAACACCUGGCAUACCAGAUCAUUCAGACAAAUCCAUUGAAACAUCAUUGCCAGAUGUAAAAGAUUCUCCUAGUUUAAAAUUGGGUGAAGCUUUGGAUGCACCUGCUGGUGACAUAGCUACACCAGAUCUUGACAUUCCUGUUGCAAUGGAACCAAAUAAUGUUGUAGAUGUUGAACUACCAGAUAUUAAACCAAGUUCUGACAUUAAUAUAGACUCCCCUGAUUUUAAACUUGGGGGAAGUCUUGAUAUGUCUCCAGAAGAGAGCUUGACCAAACCAGAUUCUGAAAACUUGGAUGAAUCUCAACCAGAAAUUGAAUCACUAUCAUCUGGGGAAGAGUCUCCUGGUUUGAUACGAAGUUUCAGUAUCAAGUUAAAUCGAUUUUUCAAAGGUGAUCCUGCUGAUAAAAAUGCUAAUAAGGAAUUGGAUCCAACCGAACAAAAGAAAAUUCCAGACGAUGUUGCAAAAACUGAAUUAGAUUCUAGUGAUCAAUCCCCUGAACAUAAACUUGGUGGUGCUUUGGAAACACCUGGCAUAGGUAUGGUACUACCAGCUGAAGUUGAGCCCAUAAAAGGAGAGGUGGAACUUGAAACAUCUGACAUACAAGAUCUUCCAGAUAAAUCCAUUGAAACAUCAUUGCCAGAUGAGGAAGAUUCCCCUAGCUUAAAAUUAGGUGGAGUUUUGGAAAUGUCCGCUGAUGAUAUAGUUACACCAACUCUUGAGAAUCCUAUUGAAGCAGAACCAAAUAACUUAGCAGUCGGAAAUGCUGAACUGCCAGAUAUUAAUACAGAUUUUGAUGGUGAAUGUUCGCCUGAUUUUAAACGUGGGGCAAGUCUUGAUAUGUUUCCACAAGAAGAUACAAUCACACCAGUUUCUGAAAACAUUGUUGAAUCUCAGCCUAAAAUUGAUUUGCCAUCAUUUGGGGGUGAUUCUCUUAGCACAUUACCUGCUUUGAAUGCCAGUACGAAAUCAGGCCCAAAGAAAGUUUCAGAUGACGUUGGUAAACCUGGCUUAGAAUCUAAUACCGAAACACCUAAAUUUAAAGUUGGUGAUCCUUUGGUAUUUGGUGGCCCAGAUUCGUCAAAACCUGAUACAGUCGGGCCAACAGUAGAUCUGGAUACUCCAGAUAUUGGGUUGAAUACAGGCUUGGAUUUUGACACUCAGUCACCCAGUCUUACUUCUGAUAUGCCUUUGGAUGGUAACUCAAAUGAUGGAAAUAAAUUGGACACUGAUGACCUUGUUGGUGCUUACUUGGAUAUGGAUUUAACAGCUGGUCCUCAGCUACAAGGUCGGAAAUCUCCUUUAAAACUGGAUGAUGAUAUGUACUUUUCACUACCUGAGGAGGAUGUAGUUGCCGCACCAGUUAUUGAUGUUCCAGAAGAAUCAAUGCCUGUAAUGCAAACUGAAGAUUCAGAGCUUCCAGACAAGAUAUCCACCGCACCACAGUUGGAGUCUGGUCUGCCAUCAUUUGGUUAUGAUGGGUGUAUGGAUAUACCUCAAACAGAUAUGAUCGUACCAGUUACCGAAAGUGCUGUUCAUGCCCAACCGGAUAUGAAACUGUACGAGCAAGAUUUGCCAGAUAAAGGUGUUCAAAAAUAUUUAGAAAAUGACAUGAACUCUCCUGAUCUAAAUCUUGGGGCAUCACUUGAACUUCCACAAGGCGAGGAAACUGUGCAACCAGUUAUACAGAAUCCUGUUGAAUCUCAACCAGAACUAGAUUCUUCUUCUGGAGACCAAUCUCCCAACUUGUUAGGCUGCUGCAAGUUCCCUAAGUUGUUUACUGGCUAUCCAUCUAUUGAAGAUGGCAAUGUUAAGCAGUCCAACUCAGACAAUGAUGAUGAAGAAUUCUUUCAACCAGAAUUAGAACUUGAAGACCUAUCACCUAAAUUUAAACUUGGACCGUCAAUGGACCUCCCUGGAGUGGAGCAAGUUACACCAGGUGUAGAUCAAACAAAGGAAGCAGAUAUUGAAAUGGGACUACCAGUGUUUUCAGGCGAUAUGAAAAAGCCUGAUUUGGCAAGCAAUGAAAAGUCACCAGAUUGCAAAAUUGGGGCAGCUCUUGAAACACCUGUGAAAGAUCAGAAUAACCCAGAUGUAGAUGUACCAGCUGAACAAAGUCCUAUCGGUUCAUUAGAGAUGCCAGAAUCUGUUGUUCCCAGCAUGGAGCCAGAGAAAAGUUUACCAGUUUAUAAACUUGGAAGUGCUUCCAAUGAGCCUGAAACAUCAUCUGGUGAGCAGACUCCUAAAGACAAAAAAGGAUUUAAUUUUGGUCUUAACAUGCCAAAAUUUCCUAGUCUGUCUGGCUCUAUAAAAGAAAUUGAUGAUCCCGUAGACACAGAAUUACCAGAAAACAAAAACAAUGAGCCUGAUAUGUCAUCUGGUGAGCAGACUCCAAAAGACAAAAAGGGAUUUAAAUUUGGUCUUACUAUGCCAAAAUUUCCUGGUCUGUCUGGUUCUACAAAAGAAAUUGAUGAUCCCAUAGACACAGAGUUACCAGAAAACAAAAACAAUGAGCCUGAAAUGUCAUCUGGUGAGCAGACUCCGAAAGACAAAAAGGGAUUUAAUUUUGGUCUUAACAUGCCAAAAUUUCCUGGUCUGUCUGGUUCUACAAAAGAAAUUGAUGACCCCAGAGACACAGAAUUACCAGAAAACAAAAACAAUGAUCCUGAAACGUCAUCUGGUGAGCAGACUCCGAAAGACAAAAAGGGAUUUAAUUUUGGUCUUACUAUGCCAAAAUUUCCUGGUCUGUCUGACUCUACAAAAGAAAUUGAUGAUCCCAUAGACACAGAGUUACCAGAAAACAAAAACGAUGAUCCUGAAACGUCAUCUGGUGAGCAGACUCCGAAAGACAAAAAAGGAUUUAAACUUGGUCUUAACAUGCCAAAAUUUCCUGGUCUGUCUGGCUCUACAAAAGAAACUGAUGACCCCAUAGACACAGAAUUACCAGAAAACAAAAACGAUGAUCCUGAAAUGUCAUCUGGUGAGCAGACUCCGAAAGACAAAAAGGGAUUCAAUUUUGGUCUUAAUAUGCCAAAAUUUCCUGGUCUGUCUGGCUCUACAAAAGAAAUUGAUGAUCCCAUAGACACAGAAUUACCAGAAAACAAAAACAAUGAUCCUGAAAUGUCAUCUGGAGAGCAGACUCCUAAAGACAAAAAAGGGUUUAAAUUUGGUCUUAAUAUGCCAAAAUUUCCUGGUCUGUCUGGCUCUACAAAAGAAACUGAUGAUCCCAUAGACACAGAAUUACCAGAAAACAAAAACAAUGAUCCUGAAAUGUCAUCUGGUGAGCAGACUCCUAAAGACAAAAAAGGGUUCAAAUUUGGUCUUAAUAUGCCAAAAUUUCCUGGUCUGUCUGGCUCUACAAAAGAAAUUGAUGAUCCCAUAGACACAGAAUUACCAGAAAACAAAAACGAUGAUCCUGAAACGUCAUCUGGUGAGCAGACUCCGAAAGACAAAAAAGGAUUUAAACCUGGUCUUACUAUGCCAAAAUUUCCUGGUCUGUCUGACUCUACAAAAGAAAUUGAUGAUCCCGUAGACACAGAAUUACCAGAAAACAAAAACAAUGAUCCUGAAAUGUCAUCUGGUGAGCAGACUCCAAAAGAUAAAAGGGGUUUUAAAUUUGGUCUUACUAUGCCAAAAUUCCCGGGCAUGUCGGACUCUUCCAAACCAACAGAUGAUUCUGUAGACACAGAAUUACCAGUAGGCUCAGUGGGUUUAAAAUCUGGAGAACAGUCUCCUAAAAUUGGCACUCCUUUUGAGCUGGCAAAAGAAUGCCCAAAUAAACCUGAUGAUUUGGAUGUGCAAAUAAAUGCAUUGGAAGAUUUAAAACUACCAGACAACACUAUCAACCCAAAUUGGGAAUCUGGAAUCAAUUCUCCGGAGUUUAAAUUGGGUUCUUCUGUGGAUCAGUCCAAACCAGAUGACCCCAGUAAACUUGAACUGUCUUCUGGAAAAAUAUCUCCAGACUUUAAACUGGGCUCUUCUGUUGACAUAAAUGAAGAAGACCAGUUUAAACCGGUUAUUGAAGAAGAAAACCUGAUUCAACCGGUCAUUGAAGAGCCUGUUGAAGCACAGUUAGAGAGAAGUGUAGAAAUGAGUCCUGAGCAAUUUUUACCACCAGGCAAAGCCCCAAAACCUGGUUCAAAAAGUAAACCACCAACUGGGCUUAAAGAGGAUGCAAUUAAGCCUGUAAAUGAAAAGCCCAUUGAGGCACAACAGGCUAAAAGACCAACUCAACAAACUCAGCUUCCAGGUUUCCCAAAAACAAGUUUCGGUCACAAUUUCCUCAAAACUACCAUUCCUUCAUCAGCAUUUUAUAUUCUCAUAUCUUUCAAUGCCAAUGCAUGCCGUGCUUAUGGCAGAGGAAUUCAACCCACUGGUCUUCGUAUGCGGGAAAAAGCAGACUUCCAUGUAACAACUAAAGAUGCUGGUGACGCAGAUCUUAAAGUCACAGUCAAGGGGCCAAGGGGAAGUAACGAACCUGUGACAGUAAAGAAAAAUCCCAAAGAGCCUGAAGUGUUUGAUUGCGAGUAUUACCCACUAAAACAAGGGAACUACACCGUCGAUGUCACAUUUGGAGGAAAACCAAUUCCAAAAAGCCCAUUCGAGAUAUUAGUUGGUCCUGAAGCAGGCGCGCAAAAAGUGAGAGCUUAUGGUCCAGGUUUGCAUGGUGGUAAAGUUGGUCACUCUGCUGAUUUUGUUGUGGAAACUAUUGGAACUGAAGUCGGACAGCUUGGGUUCUCAAUUGAGGGACCAUCUCAAGCCAAGAUUGAAUGUGAAGAUUGUGGCGAUGGUUCAUGUGAUGUGAAAUACCACCCAACUGAACCAGGAGAAUAUGCUGUACAUGUCGUAUGUGAUGAUAAUGAUAUCAAAGGUUCUCCAUUCAUGGCACAGAUUGCCCCUGCUGAUACCAAGAGUAGACCUGACAUGGUCAAAGCCUACGGUCCUGGUCUUGAAUCUGGUACCCCCGUUAACGGCCGCCCUACCAACUUUACUGUCGACGCAAAGCGAGCAGGAGCUCCUGCCCCCGUCGAGGUCGUAGCUGUUGCUGCAGAUGGAGAGAAUCUGCCAGUGAAAGUGAAAGAUAAUGGAGAUGGGACUUAUGACUGUGACUACACACCUAAGAAUCCAAUCAAACACACCAUUAUUCCAUCUUAUGAUGGUGUUGCUGUGAAGGACAGCCCAUUCAGGGUUAACGUCAAUGAAGACUCUUACCCUGACAAAGUAAAGGUGUAUGGACCAGGAGUUGAACCAGGUCUUAAAGCAGAAGAGCCCACCUACUUCACAGUGGAUUGUGCAAGAGCUGGUAAUGGAGAUGUUAGCAUUGGUAUCAAGUGUGCAGCUGGAGUGGUUGGACCUACAGAAAGGGAUGUUGAAUUUGAAAUCAUUAAAAACGAUGCUUCAGACACUUUUACAGUGAAAUACACACCUCCAGGCCCAGGUGAGCACACCAUUAUGGUUCUGUUUGCUGAACAACCAGUUCCAAAAUCACCAAUCACAGUAAAUGUUGCUUCGUCACAUAAUGCAAAGAAAGUCAAAGCUGAUGGACCAGGGAUUGAAAAAGAAGGUGUUGAAUGCGGCAAGCCCACCCACUUUACCAUAUACACCAAGGGUGCUGGAAAGGCAAAACCAAAUGUUCAAUUCAAACCAGCCAGAGGUUCAUAUAAGCCUCCAGCAAGCAAGGCUGACAUUCUGGAUAACAAAGACAAUACAUACACUGUGUCCUACACACCUCACGCGGAAGGACCAAUGGACGUAGAAGUAACUUAUGGUGGGGAUAAGAUUCCUAACUCUCCUUUCCCAGUUGAUGUUGCACCAGCUUUAGAUGUAAACGCUGUCAAAGUCAAAGGCCUUGAAGACAAAAUGGAUGUUGGAAAACCACAAGAGUUUGAGGUCCUCACCAAGGGAGCAGGAGGACAAGGAAAGUUGGAUGUGGAUGUUGUUGGACCUUCUAAUCUUCCAAUACAUGUUCACGAUAAGAAGACACCUAACGGGAAGAAAUGCCAUUUUACUCCUGUAGAAGAAGGUCCACACAGAGUGAAUGUUGCGUACGAUGGAAUUCCCGUCCGUGGAAGUCCUUUCUUGGUGGAUGCUUUGACCCCCGCUGACCCCAGCAAAGUCCGAGCAUAUGGCCCCGGUCUUUCUGGUGGGGUGGUCAACCAAUCUGCACCCUUUACCAUUGAAACUGCAGAUGCAGGCAAUGGUGGUCUUGGACUUACUGUUGAAGGGCCCUGUGAAGCUAAAAUUGAAUGCAUUGAUAAUGGAGAUGGUUCAUGCUCUGUGGCAUACAUGCCUACAGAGGCAGGAGAUUACAAGAUUAAUGUUUUAUUCGCUGAUAAACAUAUUCCAGGAUCUCCAUUCAAUGCUAAAAUCGAGCCAGCGUUUGAUGCUUCUAAGGUUGAUUUAAGCGGGCCAGGUCUUGAAAGUGGAAAAAUAGGAAAGCCAAGCAAGAUAUGCGCUGAUUGCUGCAGUGCUGGAGACGCACCUCUUACAGCAGAUGUGCUAAACGAUGACGGAACUAAAGUUCCUACCAAGGUUAAAGAUAAUGGAGAUGGAACACAUGACAUCACAUUUGUGCCCAACAAGCCAGGCAAGGCAUUAGUGAACGUACAAUAUGGCGGCAUCUCCGUGCCCAAGUCACCAGUUAGUGUUCCAAUCAAACCAGAUGUGGAUACAAGUGGAGUCAGAACUACUGGCCCUGGUGUCCAACCUGAUGGUGUUCUUGCUGAUGUUGAAGCAGAGUUUCAAGUUGAUGCUGGAUGUCUCGCUCCACGUGGGGGUAAACAUGUCACCGCUAAAGCUGUUGGACCAUCUGGAACUGCAGUUCCUGUUGAUUUGAAAGACAAUAGAGAUGGAACAUAUGAUGCAAAAUACUCUCCCUAUGAAAAAGGUCCCCAUCAAGUCAUUGUUGACUAUGAUGACGUCCCAGUUCCUGGAUCUCCGUUUAACGUUGGUGUAGAUGAAGGUUGCGACCCUACCAAGGUAAAAGCAUAUGGUCCAGGCUUGGAGCAAGGUACUACAGCCAAACCAGCCAAGUUUAUGGUGGAUACAAGAGGGGCUGGAACUGGAGGUCUUGGACUUGUGGUUGAAGGACCUUCUGAUGCAAAAAUUACAUGCACUGAUAGCAAAGAUGGAACAUGUGCUGUCGAAUACCUACCAACAGCACCUGGUGAAUAUGAGGUAAACAUCACCUAUGGCGGGGAAAAUAUACCCGGAUCUCCAUUCAUUGUCCCUGUCAAGGAUACUGUGGACCCUACCAAGGUGUCAUGCAAUGGACCUGGAGUAUCUCCUGGAGUGAGAGCAAACGUCCCACAGGAGUUCACAGUAGAUUGCUCAACUGCUGGUGUCGCCCCAUUGGAUGUUGCUGUUAAGGGACCAAAAGGUUUGAAAGAACCAGUUGAUGUCCGAGAUAAUGGAGACGGAACACACACUGUUAAGUACACCCCCACCAAAGAAGGUCCGUACCAAGUCCAAGUGAAAUAUGCUGACCACGAAAUCCCAAGAAGUCCAUACCGUGUUCGAGUACAACCCACCCACGAUGCUAGCAAGGUCAAAUGCAAUGGACCAGGUAUUGCAUCAGGUGGUGUGCCUGCAUCUCUGCCUGUUGAGUUUACCAUUGAUGCCACAGAUGCUGGAGAUGGUGUUCUUGCUGUUCAAAUCACGAAUCCAAAGCGCGAAAAAUACUCAGUUGAGAUGCCACCUGCUCCCAAAAAGCCUACUGGCUCUGAAGGGGUGGGCCCAGGUGCUCGUUCUCCAAAAAGGAAGAGCCCAAGCAAGUCGCACAGCCCAACCAAAACUCGACCUGGUCGAGGCUCUCGUGGAAGCGAGGAUAGUCCUGGAAGAAAGAGCCGAAGCAGGAGCGGAUCAAGCUCCAGCAGUUCCUCUAGUAGUCGCUCUAGAUCAAGAUCUAGCUCCAGCUCAAGUUCCAGCUCUGAGUCCGACAGUCCGAAAGCAUCAAGCCCUACCAAGGGAAGCCCAAGAAAGUCGGCCAGUGGAACGGGAGAACCUUAUGAACGCAGCCCACGAAAACGAGGUGGCGUUAAGUCAGGUGCAAAGGAUUCACCAUGCAGAGAAGUCCAUGCCUCAGACCCCGAAGGCCGCCCAAAAAGAGCCAGUGUGCGUGACAACGGUGAUGGAACAUAUUCUGUUUCUUACAUCCCUGAUACGGUUGGUCGGUACACCAUCUCAGUGAAAUAUGGAGGGGAUGAAAUACCUUAUUCACCAUAUCGCAUUCGAGCUGUGCCUUCUGGGGAUGCAAAUAAAUGCCUUGUAUCAGUAUGCUUUGGAACAGCUGGAGAUGGCCUUGGUCCCAACAUUUACAUUGGAGAAGAAGCUGUGAUAACUGUUGACCCUAAUGGUGCCGGACCUGGCAAUGUCACGUGUGCAGUCACCACCCCAGAUGGUGAAAAACUGGACGCAGACGUUGUUCAAAACAAAGAUGGCACUUUUGAUAUCUUCUACACACCUAAAGAAGUUGGCCCGUAUACAAUUAAUAUUCAUUUUGGCGGGGAAGAAGUUCCCAACAGCCCAUACAGAGUUACGGCUGUGCCUGGCUUGAAACCUGCACCAGUGGUGGAAGAAGAUUUCCAACAGACAGCAGUAGCACCUGCCUACUCUUACAUGAACGGGAGUGAACCGGCAAUUGAACAAGUUGAUGGUCCAGAUUCGCUCCGACCCGUGCAACUUGUGUUUGAAGUGCCUUCCAGACCUGGAAACCUUACCAGUGAAGUUACUACACCAAGUGGGAUUAAGGAGUCUCCAGUCAUCAAGAACAACGGUGAUGGAACCAUCACUGUACAAUACCAGCCCCAUGAACCAGGACUGCAUGAGAUGGCCAUCUUACUUGAUAAUGAACAUAUCUCAGGAAGUCCCAUCCAAUUCUACGCUGAUGUCAUGGCCCCUGGUCAUGUGACAGCAUAUGGACCUGGACUUGUGACUGGCAAAGUUGAUGAACCAGCCAACUUUACGAUUGUUACCAAAGACGCUGGUGCAGGUGGACUUGCACUUGCUGUGGAAGGCCCAUCCAAAGCAGACAUUACAUGCCAGGAUAAUAAAGAUGGCACAUGUUCUGUUACUUACUUACCAACUGCACCAGGAGAAUACACAGUUACUGUUAAGUUUGAUGACCAACACAUACCAGGAUCUCCAUACACAGCAAAUAUCUCUGGUGGAGCAGAUCAAAGAAAAUCGAAACUUUCUUAUGGAACAACCAGUGAUGUUGCUCUUAAAAUCAACGAGAGUGAUCUCUCUCUUCUCUCAGCCAGCAUCGAGGCACCAUCCGGACACAAAGAGAGCUGCGUACUUAAGAAAUUGCCCAACGGCCAUAUUGGCAUCUCGUUUACUCCCAAAGAGAUCGGAGAGCAUCUCGUGAGCGUGAAGAAGAGAGGUCGUCACAUCGCGAACUCUCCCUUCCGGAUCAUGGUAGGAGAGUCCGAGAUUGGAGAUGCAAGUAAAGUAAAAGUAUACGGAGAUGGAAAAGAAAGCGCUUGUGCUGGGGAAACAGCUGUGUUUAUGGUGGAUACAAGACAAGCUGGUUAUGGCGGUCUUGGUUUAUCAAUUGAAGGUCCAAGCAAGGUUGAUAUUAACUGUGAAGAUAUGGAUGAUGGCGUAUGUCGUGUUACAUACACACCACAAGAACCUGGAAACUAUGUGAUCAAUGUAAAGUUCGCAGACAAGCAUGUACCUGGUUCUCCAUUCACUGUUGUGUGCACUGGCGAUGACAGUCCACAAAAGAAAGGAAGCAUUCUGCGACAACAGAAAGCAGCUUCCGUUGCUACAGUUGGUAGCACUUGCGAUCUUAACCUGAAAAUACCAAACAACUGGAUGGACCUUAUGUCUUCUGGAGCAAAAUCCACACGCCACGCCUCCUCUUUCAGCCAAUCAUACAGCAGAGUGGAGCAGUCCUCUUUUAGGAGCACAGGAGUGAGCAGCCAAUCACAGUCCAUGGUUCGGGAGAGUUUCUCCCCCUCCUCCCAAUCCUCCCACUCUCUCCUCACUUCCUCCGCUUCUCCUUUUGUCCCAAAAUUCACGAGCAGCCAGGGAAAAUUUGGCACUUUCGAACAUUCUCUAAAAGCGACAGGUGCUGGCUUGGCUGAUUUAUCUGCUGAAGUAAAAAGCCCAUGCGGAGAUAUCCAGAAGGCAGAAAUAGUAGAGACUGAUGAGAACACAUACAGUAUUAGAUUCAUACCAAAGGAAAUGGGCGUACACACUGUCAGUGUGCGAUAUAUGGGUCAACAUGUACCUGGAAGCCCCUUCGAGUUCACAGUUGGACCCCUCGGUGAGGGUGGGGCUCAUAAAGUCACUGCUGGUGGUCCUGGGUUAGAAGGAGCUGUCGUCAGUGUACCAGCUGACUUCAGUAUAUGGACACGCGAAGCAGGCGCCGGUGGUUUGUCCAUCGCAGUAGAAGGACCUUCAAAAGCAGAUAUCAACUUUGAAGACAGAAAAGAUGGUUCUUGCGGUGUGUCGUACGUCGUUACUGAACCAGGCGAUUAUGAAGUGAAUGUGAAGUUCAACGACCAGGACAUCCCAGGUAGUCCUUUCCCAGUCACUGUCACAGGGGUUGGAAAGAACACUAAAGACCCGCAACGCUUUAAAUCGGAUGCUAGCAAGGUCAGGUCGUAUGGAAGCGGUCUCAGGCGAGCUGUGAUCGGUGAAAAUACUUUCUCCGUCGAUUGCUGCAAUGCAGGCAGUAACAUGCUCCUGGUCGGCGUUCACGGCCCACUAACCCCAUGCGAAGAAGUUCACGUAAAACACGUUGGUCAGCGAAAGUACGCGAUUACAUACACAGCCAAGGAAGCCGGCGACUAUCUGCUUAUAGUGAAGUGGGGUGACGAUCAUAUUCCAGGCAGUCCUUUCCAUGUCAAAAUCCCGUGAUUACUUCUCGGUCUAUCGCCGCCAAUGCUGUAAACGCCGCACGGAGCGCUAGAGGCACUCGCUGCUGAUUUUACUAUAUAGACAUGUACAGUUUCUUAACGAAAAAUCGACAUUUUACUCGCAUACGCGCCUUGCAUAUAUAGUACUUUGCACCAUUUUUCGUUCUUCGUAACGGCCGAUCAUUUGUACAAAACUCAUAUAUACUUGAUUCUGUAAGCGCUCAUAGCAUGGUUGCUGUAACUCGGCGCUCCUACCUGCCAGCAUGUAUAAAGAGCACGGUGUGUGGUGUGUAUUGUAUCCCUGGUCCCAGGACCUGUCUAUAAGACCCAAUAGCCCUUAAAAUGAUCCAAACACAUUAUAUUUUGCAGUGUACCUUUGUAUUCGCAUUUAACCGUCCUUACGGGCAAGACUUUUAUACCACGAAACACCCUAUGUAUACAAACUGUACAGUUAAAUAUACCCCACGUUAAAAGAGGCCUUAUACUUGAGUUUCACAUUUUGGCAUCUGUACCAAACAUAUUAAUCCCUCACUAUGUAAAUAUUCAUUUCUGAUGUAUCGUAUCGUAUUCCGGUGCCUGCUCCGAGAAAAAUGAGCAAACCGUGACUCUGUACCGCUGAUUCAAAAUCUCCACUCGACUGGAGAUUUUAGCCCGCUCGAAUAUUGUAAAAAAAUAACGUUAAUCGUGAUUUCAUUUUGACGAUGAUUAUUUCCGCAAUAAAUCCUAUAAGAUCGCUGCAA
Ciona intestinalis (vase tunicate) is the source of this 12836-nucleotide messenger RNA. NCBI's taxonomy places the organism in Eukaryota, Metazoa, Chordata, Ascidiacea, Phlebobranchia, Cionidae. The record is from RefSeq and is a predicted model, not a curated record.